Molecule: messenger RNA, 15600 nt
Organism: Porites evermanni
Lineage: Eukaryota; Metazoa; Cnidaria; Anthozoa; Scleractinia; Poritidae
Source: the annotation of a GenBank genome assembly
CGUUCUCCGUGGAAUCAACUGAAGAUCUUUUCUUUAUUUCAAAAUCCCUCGUAAGUUUGACGCGUUUUUUUCUCAGUCGUUUGCGGAUUAUUUAGUUGAGGUGUGGUGAAAAUCAUUUCGAUUUUUGGAACAGACAAGCUGGCACCCGUGUCGGGGAAUUGCGAAACUGGAGAUCGUUGAAAUGGACAGUGGCAUGGAAGAUUGAACUAUAUUGUUACAUCAAAAUUUUCCCGUUGUUAAAUUAAAAAAUGAGCCAUACACCGUUGUGCUCGAAAGAUUGUAAUUUCAAACACCACGAUGUUGUUACUUCGCUUCAAGCUGUCGCCCCCAGAUUUAACUCGUCUGGCUGGAAUGACUCUUUUCCCGGCCCUGUUCGGGCCACGCGUGGAAACAACAAGGAGGACUUCAAAAAACAUGUCCAAAAGCUUGUUUCUGAAGGAUGGUCCAAAGAUAAGGAAGUUCCUGAACCAUUUCAACUUUUAAAGCUUCCUCUUCUGCACUUAGCGAGUAUGUUUGGAAAGCACGAGGUUGUGGAAUGGCUAUUGAAUGAAGAAGGUUACGAUGCAAAACUUCAAACGUCUAUUUCAGGCGAAACGGCUUUGCAUCUUGUUGCUCGCCACCUUUACACGGCAUUGUCUCCAUCUGGAUCUCGCCUUGAAAACAUGAGCAUCACUGCCAAAGUGGCUAAUUUUGAGAGAGUUGUUUCCCUCUUGAUCGAGAAAGAAGUAAGCCUUUUCUGGGCCAAGGAUGAAGUGAACCGUGAAACCCCUUUUCACAUUUUAGCCAAGCAACUACUGCAAGCUUCCUCAGGCUUUGUCGACGGGGAACUGGAAAAGGAGGAUGUAUGUUUGUCAUUUUUUUCAAACAGUCUUGAUGUGACCCUGAAACUUAUGCUGGCCGAGGAGAAAACAAGGCUAAACAGAAGAGAUGUAAAACACGCUCUAAGCAUAAAAAACUCUGAGGGUAAUACUGCUUUGCAUUACCUGGCUCAGGCAUUUAGGCAUGGGUUUCUGGUGCUUAGAUUCUUGGUCAAGUCCUUAGGUAACAAUGACCUGCUGAAAAUCAAAAAUUCAAGUGGGCUUUCAGCGAUUGAUAUUGUUAAUCAAGUUUACCCUGGCCAUGAAAAAGACUUGCUCAUUGAUGAGGAAGGUAGGUGUACUGCUCCUAAUUCCUAGAUUUACAGUAUUAACAUUUCUAUUUCGAAUGGAUCAUGAAACUAUGCUGAAGUUGCUGAAAGCUUGUUGAAGGCAAACAAGUUGAGUGGGGUGUGAAAGAAAACGCCCCAUCUCAUAGCAAUCGUAGGCAAAACAUGCAGCAUGGUACAGUGAAUUUUGGCUGUAAGCAUCAUGUAGUUUCCUGGUGGUAAAGGACAUUUCUCCCUUGUACUAUGACACAUACAUGUAAGUCUAGAGGCCAGUAUUCAAGGGCAGAUUUAGGGGUGGGCCCUGCCCCCCCUCCCCCUUUUUUGUGGUUUAUUAAAUAUUUCAGCAUUACAUGUUCAAUAUGGAAUCCAGGCAUUUGCUAAAUUUAAACAUCCAGAAAGCACUAGAUUGCACCUCAGAAAACUUCAAUCACAAACAUUUUCCCAGAGGAGCAUGCGCCCGAAACUCCCUAGAAAAGGGCGCUGGUUGCAGUCCUGAUGGGCGCUAUCAUGCCCAUAUUGCCACUGUAUCUCUAGGCCCCCAUCUAUCGCAAAAUCCUCUGUCUGCCCCUGGUACUGAACUUACAUCCACAACAGGAACAAACAUGACUGACCUACAUGUACACGCAAUAUUAUAGGCAAUUGCUGACCAAAGUAUCUACCAGCAGUUGUAUCGAGUGAAUUAUUGAUUUAAAGGAUUGAUAGAUUAAUGGUGCUUCUGUAAAUGUGGGUCUCAGAGAACCGAACAGCUACAACAUUGCUAAGAGUUUACAAAUUAAAACAAUAACCACAGAUUAAAAUUUAAUAAAUAAAAGUGAUAAGAUAGAACUAGAUCGAUAAGAGCAAUGUUGAUUGCAUAACUAAAAAGGAGUAGAAAUUGUUGUUGUGUGUUGGGGUUGUGGUUGGUGAUAGAGCGGGUUCCUAAUAGGCUCUUUCAGAAUCUGGCAUUUACUUGGCUAGGGUUCUGGAUUUCAGAUUAAAGGAAAGCAAGAUUCAGGAUUGCAAUAUGAAUAAUUAUGAGCAGGACUUUGUGAUUUUAUGGUUUAACGUUAGUUUGGUCCAGACUAUGAGAUUAAAGAACACUGUUAGUCAAGCUAUUGAAGCACCCUUUUCUGGACUCUCUUGAAGCUGAAUGGAUUCUGGAGUUUGUUUACUUGUCAAAGUCUGUUUACACUGGAGGUCAAGCUCAGUCUGUACAAGACUGUUUUCUCCCCAUAAAAAGAGGUUGUUAUGAUGGUAUCAUGGCCAGUCUGCUAUGUUUUCAUCUUGUUUAUGUUUCUCUCUCUGUUUUAGUGAAGAAAAGAGCUUAUAAAGUUGUCAGCAAAAGUUAUCAGAACACGGCAGGCAAGCAAUUGAAUCUUUUAGAGGUUCUUCAUACCAGUGGCCCAAAUGUUACAUCAAGUAAUUCAGCGGGAAAGAGUGUAGUUGGUGUUGAAACAGCCAUUGCUAAUAGCUCUGUCAACAGAUGCGCAAUACACACAGAGUUGUUCCCAGGUUUGUGCUCUGCUGAUUGCUGUGAAACCAUGGAUGCCGUUGGCACCCUUGUAAAUACCCAUACACCUCUUUGUCCAACUGGCUGUGAUCUGCGCCAUCAUUUGUUAACAAGUGCUGUCUUCAGUUCCUCAGUCAUGUUCCGUGCAUACAGUGACCACUGUGUGCCAGUGACCUUUAAGCUGUGCAUUCAAGCUUGUUUAAAUGCAGGGUGGGAACGUGACAUGAUUGUUCCAGAUCCACUGAGUUGCUUGCAGUACCCAUUGUUGCACUUAAUCUGCCUGAGUGGAAACUGCAUUGCUGCUGCCAAAGUCAUUGAGGAAAUGAAGUUCAGUUAUUCUGUGUCUCAUCAAAGUAAAGAGACACCUCUCCAUGUUGCUGCUCGGUAUUUUCCGGUUGCCUACUCAGAUGGCAAAUUCACAAGUUCCCACAAGAUAAUUGCCAAGUUUCAGGGCAUCCUUGACUUAUUUACUGAUAACAACAAUGACAUGUUAUUCAUGGCUGAUGCUAAUGGAGAUACAGUGCUGCACGUAUUGGCUGAUUGCUUCUGUACAACAUCAGCUCUUGUCAGCGGAAGCCGUGGCUUAAAUGGAAGCCAUCGGAAGACUUUGGUCACACAGAAACGCUGCUAUUUCGAAGCCAUUAAGCUUUUCUUAGAGACAAUUGCUGAUCUCAUAGUGAGAGAAAAAGUUUCCAAGGAGGUGAUUGGAAAAUUUGUCUAUGACAAAAAUAACAACUCUAGAACAUUCUUGGAUCUUCUAGAUGCAUGUCCUGACAAAGUGAUGCUUCAGGUUUUCAGUCUCCAAGCCAGGGAGCUGCUGCCAUUUUGUUUUGAACAAUCUAAAUCACAAAGCCGCAGCUGUCAAAUACAGUCUUUUGAGACAGAAGGUUUGUUGCUUUCGCAAGUGUUGACUUCAAUGUGAAGUGUGCAAAUGAUCACAGCCAGUUAAUUAAGCUUUUUUUUUAAGUGUACAGUACAUGUACACCCACCACUUCCCCUGACAGGUGUGGGAACUUCCAUAACCUCUGGCCAGAAUAGUUUUUACAUCCCAAAACUCAGCAAGGACAAACUGUAAAAUAAGAGCUUACUCAACAAUGAGAUGAGGUUGUACUUGCAUCUGGUUAGUGGGAGAGCUCAUAUUUCAACCAUGGUUUGAGUAAAGUGUAUUGCACCUAUCCUUAGAAGAAUGUUAUUCUUUGUAUUGAGCAGUAAGGUUAUAUUGUUCUAAAACAAGAUCUGGCACUUUAUUUUCCUCCUUUUACUAAUACAUGUAGUUUUGUAGAACAAAAGGAAGCUCUCUGUUGAGUUGUUAUGAGUAAAUGUGGGAAAAAUAUUAUUUAUUCUUCUUGACAUGUAAUGAGAGUUAUGGCUUUCAAGCCAGCAAUUCAAGAUUUAGUAUCCUUCCUGUUCAGAGCAUCUUCUUUACUGGUCUUUUACAUUACAGCACUUUGUAAAUCUGAUUGUCCGUGAGAAGUUGCCCAAUGGGCAGGGCUCUAGGCAAGAUAUCUUGAAAUUAAAUUGUUACCAAAGUCUAGCAAGCAAUAGCCCUGGGCAAGCAAAAUAUGAGAGCUGCUUACCCAAAGGUAAGCUGGAAUAGCCCAGCCAUGUUUGAUAUAUUAAAAUUCUAACAUGACUCCGAGGCUUUCAGGGCAAAAUUGCAAAUUUUUCAUGGCUUUAUUGUCUUGCAAUUCCCAGAAAAGACUUGAACACAAAGAAAACCAAACCAAGUAAAGAAAAAUGACCAGAAAGCCUCAGAGUCAUGUUAGAAUUUAAUAUAUCGCACAUGGACUAUUAAAGUUUUUUUUUGCUCAUUACGUUUCUCUUUUAACAACAAAAAUAACAAUAAAAUACAUGAACUUUUAUUGCACAUCAUUUGCCUUUCAUUGUACUGAUAAUUAGUCAUUCAGUCCACUGUUUGAGACACUUUCCCAAUUGUUUAAAUGAGGGGAAUGUGUUGCUUUUGUUCUUACAAAUUUAUCAAACAAUGUAUAAAUCUCCCUACUGUCUCGUGUCUGAGUGAAGAACCUGGCAGGAAAAGAAGUGUGCAAUGUAUCCAUCGAUUAAUAUUAUUAUGUUGUCACCUUUCAGAAGGUGGUUGUCCUGUGCAAGAUCUUGUCUCAUCACCAUCAAGUCUGCCUUCAACUAUGGAGGUCAGGAACACCAAUAUACUGCAAUAUCAGCCUGUUCCACCUCAAGUGAUUCCAGUUGAGUCUCCUUCCGUUACUGGUGUGGUACACAACCCUAUGUCACCUACACGACCACAAGCUCAGGUCCAAAGCAUUCAGUUUUCAGGACAACCUGCAUUGACAGGUAUGUUGUAGACAGAUACAUACACAGAAUAUAUCUAUCACAUGUGUUGUUUGAGUGUGAGGGAGGGGCUAGUGCAGAUUGAAAGUGUAUAUGACAUUUUAAAACUGAUCUUCAGUCCGGAAUAUCCCUAAAUUUAGGGACGGGGCAAACUGGUCAUGCGACACUGUUCAACCAAUGAGAAGGCGCAAUUUUGUUUACCAAAACAUCAACCAGGUGCUCAAAAAUUUUUCACAAUGGCGGAGGGAGGCAGAAAGAGCAUUGUUAUUUCAUCUUCCUUUUAAGAGAUGCUGACAGUAGUCGUCUAGGUUUCACAUUAUUUCAAAGGAACCAUUUGAUCUAAGAGAAUAAGAGUAUUAUUCAUUGCUAGGAAUCAUUGGGGUGUUUGAAUGUUCCAGACUGAUCGCAGAGGUCGUGGCUUCAGUGGCAUGGCUUGCAAGAUUUUUGAUAGAAUAAAACCGAUCCCGACUAAAAAUAGCUGUAGAGAAUGCAUGAAAAUUUCUUGAAAUCAUACAAAACAGGAAUGGUACCACCUAUUAACUUCUACAGGAUGAGAAUCAAAGACCAAGUCAUUAUAACAAGAGUUAAAAAGUAGUUCAAAUUUAAUAAUUUUUCUUGUUUCGUGUUGCCAGCACACAUGGACUUCAUGCAUCUGGUGCUUUCUUUGCUUGCUGUGGUACCUGCAAGGUUAAAAUCCAACCCAGAUUAUCAGUGUUCAAUGAGUAGCGAAAUACAUCUUUGACAGUUGAAAUUUGCCUUCUUUCUUUGAUUUUUUUUAAACUGUGGAUGAACGUUUGGAGAAUCCAACAGUAAAUAAAUCUUUUCAGAUUUGGUGAAUUUCAGAAACAAGGCAGUUAGUAUCUACCUUGGAGUUGCGCUUAUGAUCUUUAAUUUUAUCCCCACAAAUUCGGCAAAGUGAGGCGAGAUGUGAGACGAGAUGUUGAACUGCUGACCAGCAUUGCUUCGAGGUUAACUUCGCCUAAAUUACAUUUAGUCACAUAAUAUUAUUUUAACUAGUACCUUUAGCACAAGUUUUAUUUCUUUUUUAAAAAAAAAAAAGAUUAUUAUUUUUUGUUAUCUAUUUAUUAAUUUUGUUAUCGCUGUUUAGGUUUUUUUUUUCAAGAGUUUUUAAAGGUCUCAAUUCCAAUCACUUGGAAUCCACAGUGUUCCCCACCCAACCCUCACCUUCCUUUCCCUGGGGAUUUGUUGAACUUUAAGUCAUAUUUUGAGCUACAAAGCUAUGAAUAUUAUGUCAUAGUUAAACCUUAUUCUCAUCACAAACUAUCUCCAAUUGAUCACUCCUAGAGAACAUUUUGCAAAAUGAAGUUUGGAAUUAAUUUUUUUUUUCUGGAAUUUUGUUAUUUGAUAUUCUUGGCUUCAAAGGGUUAAGCUCAAUGCAAACUCAUGGACUCCUCCAUCUUGACAGGUAACCCUUCCCAGCAAAUCUCCGCUGUUGCACCUCCUGCACAGCACAUACCAGUGAUCUUCAUCAAGGACGAGCCCCUUGAUUUGCAGCCUGAUGCCCAAUGCUUUUAUUCUGUCAACAACCAGGUUGUUGGCUUCCCACAGGGACAGAAGAGGUCCAUCUUUCAUCCUGCCUCUACUGUUACAACCAUAGGUCCCAACCGUUUAUCAGUGCAAGCAACUGGAAGAGGUGUUGGUCAGCAAAUGCUCCCAUUGGUUCCCCAGUCUUUUAGAGUAACUCCCGUGGAAAUAGUCAAUGCACACCAGACUCCUGUCCCCACCCACUCUACAGGAUCAGGAUCAUUGCAAAAUACACAGUCUGUAGACAGUACUUCACAGAAUUUAAGAGGGAGUAUUGAUGAUACCUCCAGAGAUCACUUUCUGCUACAAUCAAUGGAUAGGAAUAGGAUAGAAAGCUCAACCAUUGAAGAAUCACUUCAACUAAAUGCAGACACAAGCACAUCUUAUACCAUAGGUUAGUUUCUCUGUCCUGGGUUCUAGCCAAACUGAUUCCUCCCUAUAUUUAAAUUGUGUGGUUCCAGAAAAUAUCCAUACCCCCUGCCCCACGGAAAUUCAUUAGAAAUUCCGAGGGGGGGGGGGGUCCAUGGGGAAACUACUUUUCCAAAGGGUAAUGAACCAAUUACAAAACAUUCGAUGAAAGCAAUGUAUGAUCGAUCUGAAGCACAAAAACAUACUUAUGUACGUUGUUUUGAAACAAAAGUCAGUAUUCCGGGCCAUUGAGAUGAGGUUAACAUCAUUAGCUCUAAUGUUUAUGGUUUUCUUAUAGUUAGCUAGCUCUACAAUCUUUGGAACAAAGUCGAAACGAUUUAAAAUGGCAGAGUUAACUGGAGUCUUGUCCCCAGACAUUCAGCUUCGCCUCGUUUUCGUCUGACCUACCCUUCUGUUCACUGAGUAUCACUUUUCGCUACCUUCACAUGCAGGAAACAUAUUUUUUAAAGGUUUCGUGUUUUAUCAGUGUUUUUAGGGGGUAGUAACUCAUAAAAAAUGUGAUGAGACGAGAGUACUUUCGUUCCAGUUUCUUACUCAACCUUCAGAAGGCCCGGCUACUUGGCUAGUAUAAAAUUACUUCUGCAAUCGUGACAGUGUUCAUGUAACCUAGCACGUUGCGGCAUGUGUUAGUUAAGUUUAAAUUGGAUCCUUAAGUAAGAAUCAGCCUGAAGAAACGGACAAAAUGUAUUAACAAAUAAACAGCCAAAAAAGGAACCUUGUAAGUUUCUGGGGUUUUUUGCCAUUGUUUGCAAAGUUGUUUAAUUAAGUGAGUAAACCUUAAGUUUUCUUCAUAACAUUCGCUUCAGAGUAAGCAAAAAAAGGUAGAACAAUUAACAUUUCAAGCUUUGCAACUCAAAUGUUUAAGCUUAUAAGCUUACAUAAAAACAACACAGACAUAAUUUGCAAACUUGAUGGUAAAGAAGCGUAACAUUUAGCUGAAUAAUGAGCUUAACAAAAGUUUACACUAUUGUAAUAAAAUUCUACCAUAUUUUUGUAACUGAGUUAGUAUUCACAAAAACCACUUUGAAUUUUCGAGGGUGGUAAGGAGUCCCCAUUUAAGAAUUCUAGAAAUUCUUGGGGAGAGGCUGUUGGGGGGGGUGCAAAUCAAAGAGUCUUCUGUGGGGGUGGGGGGGGUAUGGAUAUUUUCUGGAACCACGUGGUGAAUCAUUUUAUGGUAAGGAAGAAUAAAAAUCUACCUUGAGUAAAUGUUACUCUGUCUUUGGAUGAUCUCAAUGUCCCAAAACAACAUUGACUUGGGUAAUAAAGUUUUGUUGUACAUUAGCAUAGUACAGUAGAGCCCAGUAACUCAAACUCUGAAGGGAAACAAAAAACAGUUCGAGUUAGCAGGGAAUUCGAGUCCUCGAGGCAAAUUUCAGUCAAAUUUUGAUCAAGGGAAAGGACAUUUAUUUUGAGUUAGGGGGAAGUUCGAGUUAUCUGAGUUUAAGGUAUCGAGGUUCUACUAUAUGUCUUUUGUGUUAUGUGAUAUAAAGUUCAGCCUUUUUUUUUUAAUGUCUGACCAAAAUUUUGUUUUGUCCCCAACAUUGUGUCUUAAUAGGACAUAUGUCCUUUCAAGAGAAAAAUAUUAUUUUUGCAGCCCUGGAUAGUCAAAGGUGCUUGAAAUGCAACAUCCGACAGAAUCAAAUCUAAAACUUAAUUUGCUUUGCAAGUUUUGAGAAACAGUAUACUACUGACAGUAUGUUACCAAAAUCUGACCCUGUCAUGUUUUAUAAGUGUAGAACCACAGGCAUGUUAAAAAUUAAUACAUCUGUAAGGCGGUGCUCUAAGGAAAAUUUCAGGGAGCCCUUCGGGCUCCAAAGCAUUUUAGUUAAGGCGCCCAGACCCCAAAGUUGGUUGCCCGAAUAAAAAUUUUGGGGAGCCCUUCGGGCUCCCAAGCAUUCCAGCUGGGGUGCCCAGGCCUCUCAAGUUGGUCGCCCAAGUACAUCUGAUGAGGAAGUAUCUUGUACGCACAUGAAUCUUACUGGCCUGGUGAUCACCAAACUCGGUAAUUUUAGCUUUUCGGUUCGACAAAAACCCGCAUGUUGUCUUAUGACACCCAUCAAAGUUUUUGUGCCAUUCAGAUUUAAAACCAGAGACGUGAGCAAUGUCGCUGAUUUGUUUAGGUUUUAAAGACGGAAAAGUAAAAAAUUUCAGCAGGUUUACGUAAACUUCAUUAAGAUCUUUGGGUCAAACAUAGGAAAACUGUGCUUUUUAUCAGUAAUACUAUACUUGAAAAUAAAUUUUCAAAAGGUGAAUCAAUGCGGCAUGAAAUAUAAUGUAAUGGAGUUUUAUACUUGGCAGAUCAAACUCAAGUUCCCUUGAAAAAUUCCGUGAAACAGGGAAACCGCCGCAGCCCCAAACCUAUUGUUUUAAUAAAAAAUGAGUCCUCUUUAAUUUUCUUUUCUAUAUUAUCAGUGAAUCUUUUAGGAUAAUUGAGCUUUUCGUGGGUACGGUGGAAGCGUAAACCAGCUCUUCUUUCCAUGUUUUUAUUUUUUAUUUUUUAGCUGCUAAAUUCAGCCUAUAUAUGCAUGUAUGCGAAUUUAGUUUUCGAUACAUAAAAUGCCAAGACAACGUGGAACUGCCCUGUUUCUAAAAAACAAUAAAAACGAUCAGAACGAUCAUAUCUUUUCUUUUUAUAUUUCAUUAUUUUAUGUAAAGGGAAGAAAACAAUCAUAAGUUAUGUUUAGCCAAGCAGACACAGCAGCCAAAAACCGUAAAAACAUUACAUUUGCAUACUGGUCAAUACAGCAACUUUUAUUGUCGUUUUAUACAAAAAUAAAUUGCUCUGCGUUGCAAGCCGCGCUCUACGUCUGUCAGAAAAGUAUUGACAGUUUCUCCUAAAAACUGUACUUAAUGAACCAUUCCAUCUGAAACAAAAAAUUUUAAAACUACUUUAGAGAUGGUACAAAUCGAAAUCCGUGCCGCUUGUCACGUUCAAAGUGAUGGAUUAUGUUACUUGUGAAAUCAUGCAAAACGACCUUUGAACAUCGAUGCGCGCCCGUUUCUUUCAUACAACAUUCGUAAAGACAUUUUCUGUAGGGUUUAGUAAACUCUGACUCAACAAGCCAACACUAGUAUGUUAAAUUUUUCUGCCCGAUUAACUGAACACUGCAUCAGAAGCAAGAGUGCCCGGCCGGGCGACUGGGAACUUUUUUUCAGUUGCCCAAAGCUAAAUGUUAGUCUCCUCAGGCAACCGGGCGCCGUUAGAGCACAGCCUUGCAUGUGGCAAUUUUGUGUAAUGAGGUGAUUUAUAGGGCUCGUAUGGGAACGGAAACAAUUCGAAAAAACUUGCCUCAUCUUAGUCCAUCUUGGGGCGGGGGGUGGGUGUAAAAUGAGCGCCCUGUCGACCUCAAGUGUAUCAGUUAUUAUUUCUGUCAUGAGUUAUUGAUGUAAAAUAUGGUUGCUUUACCUUUACCUGUUUACCUCUACUGAAGUGGAUGUAAAUAAUUUAAUAUGCACUAAGUCACCAACACUGGGGUAGUGUGUACCACUCAAGUUGAACAAAAAUUAAUUAGUUUUCCCAAAAUCUUGUGGGCCAUGCAAUGCAAAUUAAUGUCGCAAAGUAACAUGAUACAGACUGUAACUCAGGUGAUCAAAAUUGGUAACUUCAAAACGUUCACAGAUCUUCAGAAGUAAAACUCCAGUGUUGUUGGAUUCAAGACUCUCUGAUCAACAAGAAAGUGCAAUUCAAAUCUUAAAUGUAUGAAAAUGUUCUCUUCACUCUUCAGCAACCAACAUAAAUUCUAGUAAUCGGGGCCUUCUUGACCCCAUUAUCUUAACCAUUUUAUAUAAUGGUGUUUAACAGGGUUUUUUUAUGUCAAAAAAAUGCAAUGCAAAUUCACACUUAAUGGCAGAUGAUCUCUUUCCUUUCAGAUAAAUGGCACACUCCCAUGUGCAGUUCAAAGUGCAUCAUUGAACACCAUCAUCUUGUCCUAACACUGUGCGGUCACUCAAACAGAACCAACUACAGAAAAAAUAGAUUUCAUCAAUCCCAGUACACCAGAUCCAAUUUUGCCCACUGCAUAAGGAAGAACCUUAUUGAGGGUUUCAACAAGAAUGCUGAUGUUUUAGAUGGAUUAGAGAAAUUGCAAUUACCCCUUGUUCACCUUGCUGGCAUUUUUUUCAAGUAUUGUGCCAUAGAAACCUUGUCAUAUUUUGGUUUUGAUUUGAAUGUGCUUUCACAAAAAACUGGUGAUUUUCCCUUGCAUUCAGUUUUGAGACAUAACUAUGAAGGUAUGAAGGUCUACAAGGGUACAACCUUCAUGAACACUACCUAUGGAGAGAAGGUAUUUUCGAAGGUGUUGAAUUCUCUCACAAAUGGGCUUAAUGCUGUCGAGGUCCUGUCACAACAAGACCGAAAUGGUGACACACCCUUCCUAGUGGCAGCCAAGUUUGUGAUUGACACAUCUGUUCAUGACACUAUGCAACAGGUCAUUACAGCAUCAGAAAUUCCUGAUUCUACUCAGGAAUGUGGUGGGAGCAAUUCUCAGAUGGGCAAAUCAUUGAACAACUCUUCAGGAGUCUGCAAUGCUAUGAAAGCGAACAAACAACAACACCGAGCUGAUUUUCACAUGGGUUGUAUUGGAGUCAUGAUUCAAAAACUUCACGAGUCCAGUAUAGUAAAUCACAAAGUAGACCUAACUAUUGCAAAGAAAGUUCUGAUGGUAAAGAACAACUGUGGAGAAACAUUUCUACAAGUUUUGUGCAAAGAGCAUCACAUUGCAGCAGCUUGUAUCUCCAAGGUACUGUCCAAAUUUCCACUGGGCAUUUUAAUUGACUGUGCAAAGGAAUGUAUUCCUGAGUCCUGUUGGCCAGAUUGCGUUCGUUCUCAACGACGUUCAGUCAAGCAAAGGGAAAUUGCAAAUGUUGCUUACACAAGUGAAACUGUCCACUCUGCUCUGGAAACCACUCCAACUUCAAAGAGAAAAGAAGGUACAGUGCUUCUCAGUUGCUUUUGCAUUUUAGCCAGAGAAAACAGCUGACAUGUUGUGACGCCACUACUGGUUUUCCAACGAAAUGAUGUCUGGGAAACAAGUGCAGAUAUUUCAUACUGAUAACGCAUGUACGCAGAUCUGGGUAUUGCUUCUGAUUGGCUGAAAAUUUGCUUCAACGAAUAAGAAACACUAACCAUCUGGGUAAUGAUGUGUUAUUAGUACAGAAUUUCUACAGUUGUUUCUCAAAUGUCAUUUUGUGGGGAAACCAGUGAUGGCGUCGCAACAUGUCAGCUGUUUUCUCAAGCUAAAUUGUAUUCCUGUUUCCUGGAUUUUAACUCAAAUUUUGUAAUUGACCACCAAAAUAAUAAAUUGGAUUAACCCAAGCAAUCAAUAACUGAUUACCCAAAAAACUUGUCAUAGAUUUAUUCUACAGUGCUAUACCUUGUCACAUAUUUUGACUGAGGAUUUUGUUAUAGAUGCCCAGCCUUCAAAGCCAGAGUCACCGAGGCGGUCUUCAGAUGCAAGAAUAAUACAGCCUUCACCAACUACAUCCACAAUAGAUUCUGCGAUGGAUAGUGCUCCAUGGUCCUAUUCUACACCCCUUUCAGCCACACCUUUACAAAAGGAGGAACUUGGAUCUGUUAGCCCUCUUGAUGCCAUGCUUUCUCCAGUGUUAGCAAAUCCAUCACAGGCAACACUGCGACCAAACACUAAACGCAAGAUCAUUGACGCGUUAAAAGAGGAUUACUCUGAGAGGUUAGAAUUGGCCGUAAAAGGAAGGAAUGAGGUUGAAGAAGACAUCCUCAAACACAAAAAGAAGACCAGGGAGUUAACAGAAAUAAUGUCAAAGAAGAGGGAGGUCAUGCGAAAGAUGGAGAGAGAGCUCCAAGAAUUGCAGAAAGAAAUAUGGCAUGAGAACCAGGCUGUUCAAGCUUUGGAAAAUAGUUUGGAGCAGUUCACAAAAGAAGAGGAUGAAAUGCAGAAAAACCUGGCUGUUCUACAAGGUGUUGAUCCCGAACCAGCAGCCAAACAAAGCAAAAGCUCUGAUCAAGAAAGUACCCUCUGAAAAAGGUGCAUUUUUAUACAGAUGUUAGAAACUGGGUUGUUUUAUCAUAUUUUUAAGGACUGUUUGUAUGGAGAUUCCUUGUGCCAAAACCAAUGAAGCUGAAACAAGUUGUUUGGUGUCCCACUGAUGAACAGUCAGUUAUGACAGCUAGAUACUUGGAGGAGCAUUGUAUCCCCAUCUUUGAUAAAAAUAUCAAAGCUUAUGCUUAAGGAAUAGAACUUAAAGAUGGCUUAUGCAUUAUGAGUUAGUUCCCUGAUCUGGGGUUCAUAACGGCCAGGGUAUAACUUAAAGGUCGGAACACACUAGGUGACAUGUCACUGUAGCACAUGGCAGCGACAAAUCACUCUGUGUGUACAGGCUGGGCGAUAAGUCGCAGCAACAAAUUGCUCAGUGUGUGCUGGAGAAUUUUUUUCACCACAACAAGUCGCACAAAUUCAGUCUGAUUUAAUUUUGUGCUACUUGAUGAGAAGAAAAAAUUCUGUUGCCAAGACAGAUUUUCACAAAAGUUCUCCGGUACCCCAAAGCAAUUUGUUGCUGCAACUUGUCACUUUGUUUGUUCUGCCCUUAAGUCAGUACUGCCCACUUUCCAAACCCCCAAAAGCUUUAAACACAUAGUAAUGUGCAUCCCAACCCACCAAUCAUGGAGCACCAUCCCUCAUUCUUAGUAACCUGCUACUUUCCAACUUUCUGAUUGGCUGAUGGUGACUGGAUUUUCUUGGCCAAUCAUAAAGUGCUUUUUAUUACAUUAUUUUGCAUAUGUGUUCUGGGCAGAAUCAUCUUAGUUAUAAGUUAGAUCCAGAUUGAUGCCUCCUCGCAUUCCCUUAAAUAAUACGUUGAGAGAGAAUUUGAUAAAAGAUCAAAGCAAUUUCCUUAGGUGAUCAUUUUGUUGAUUCUGAUAACCUUUUCUCUUUUUCUAUGUAUGAAUAUUCUGAGGACAAAAUUGAUGUUGGCCUCUCUUGCGACGUAUAUGUAAAUAGUUGAUGAAAGAGGGCCCACUUUCAAUUCUUAGUUACAGAAAAUUCACUUUCAACUUGAUGAACAAGAACACAGUCAAAAAUCAGUUUAUUUUUCAAAACACUUAUUCAUGGGCCUGGUAACAUUUUCAACCUCCCUCAAUGCUCAAGUGCACAUCUCUCCAAAGUUUAUGUGAGGCUUUAUGUAACAGGCAUAGUUUACACUUACUUCAAAAUUUGUGACCUGCUCAAAAACUGGAUUCCUUGAAUUUUCAAAAGCUUUCUUAAGUUGUAAAGAGCUUAUAACAAAGGUUUUGAGAAAAUACUGUAAAUUUUUAUGGUUAAUGUAUUAUGAUGUCCAUUUCUCAUUUUAUAUAAUGAAGAGGCUACAUUGUUUUGUUUUUAAACCAAGCAAAACACUUUUAGUUAAAACUAUAUACCAUACUCAAAAUAAUGAUAAUGUAAAGGUAUGUCACAUACCAUUUAUUAGCCACAAGUGAGGUCAUUACAGGGAAAUCUCAGACUGAGGCCUUGUGAGGUCAAUACACCAAGGCCAAGGUCUGAGAUUUUGCUGCAAUGACCAAACAGAUGAGGUUAUCAAGUUAUUUAUUAUAUGGCGGCCUUUUAGGAGCUAUUCUUAAAAAAAUAAUACAGUAGAACCCUGUUAAUACAGUCACCAACAGGCCCAAAAACUUUGACCGUAUUAAGGACGGUUUUUUACAAGAAGAUGUAUAGCUGUUUUGCUAGGCGGCCUAAAAAAGUGGUUGUAAUAAUGAGGUGACUGUAUUACCAAAGUUGCCGUAAGGCAGGGUUUCACUGUACAAUAAAAAAUCUUGCUGUUGCUGUGUCUCUUCAUCGCUUGUGCUAAAGAAGGGUCGGUAUGCCAGUAUUUUUUUUUGUCUCCUCCCUGCGCUCGUAGCUUUUACUCACAACGCAAAAAGCCGAGUCAAGAAAAAUUUUCAUAAUACCCGACCAUUACAAGAAAACCUUGCCUGCUCAGCAGCCAGUCAGAGUGUGCAUACUAUUGUAGCCAUAUAAUAAAUAAAUAAAUUAUUGAUCAAGGUUAAUUAUAGAGUUUAAUGAAAGUAUAUUACAUCUAUUAAUAAUCAUGUCCGUGUUAUUAGAGACCCUCUUUUACAUACUGCUAUGAAUGGGUGUUUGAGACACCUUAACUAUGCUCUUACCUGGAAAUUAGUUCUGAGCAGCAAUUUAUCUUUCCUAACUAUCUAGUUUAUUACAGUGUAGUUUUUUUUUACUGCAGGACCUGCUUUUAUGAAACUGAGAUGGUUGAACCCAGGGUUAAGAUAAAUUUUCACAAAGCUCUCUUGUACAGUAAAAUCUCACUUGACCUUUAUUAAUAGUGUUGAGUCUUGACUCUAAGAUCCAACUAUGAUAACAAAGUGAUUUUUCCAACCAAUCUGCCAGAACAUAAAAUUAUUAAUGUAGUUGUUACUAGAAAUUGACUCUAAUCCUGGGUUAGUGCUAAUUGGCUGUUCUGGAACUGGGUCUCAGUAAUGUUGUUGAUUAGCUUUUAGUGGCAACUCAAUGAUUUUUUUUAACUACUUUACCUUAUAAGUCAGUCUAAUUCAUUUUUUAUUUUUAUGACUGAAGCCCAGUCCUUGAAACAUAAAUGAACUUGUUGGGUAACAAAAGAAAUGUCUGUCUUAAUAUUAAUUUUGUUCAUCAAUAAAUGUGAAGUUUGAAAGACUGAGACAUUUAUAGCAACAAAAAACCUU